Messenger RNA from Plasmopara halstedii, 2504 nucleotides. RefSeq lists its product as uncharacterized. The coding region runs from base 657 to 848 and encodes 63 amino acids. The record is from RefSeq and is a predicted model, not a curated record. Lineage: Eukaryota; Oomycota; Peronosporomycetes; Peronosporales; Peronosporaceae. The transcript has a single exon.
AUCCCACAGACUUUUUUGUUGCGAGGUCUUAGAGAAAAGCGUAAGUUCUGGCUGCUUUUGCGGAAGCUUUUGGCUUUCAUAAUGUUCGUCGCCAUUUAUUCGACUGAACCGAAACAUCUCGUAAGUUGAUUAGUUAUUUGACUGAGCGUCUAGACUCAUUGACACUUUCUUCAUACUUGCUAUCGCUAAGGAUCCGUGGUUCAAUAUAUUGUCGAAACUGAACUGCUAAUUCCAUCAGCAGGAAGUUUCACUGUUGAGUAGGGACAUUUCUAGUGCUCAUGAUUUCUAGGACUGGUUCACGAACUCUUUUCUUCGCAUGAUAUAUUCGGGAAGUGAUGGGGUCGAAGCGUAUACAGUUGCGUCACACACUGUUGUUCUUGAAGGCUUUCAUUUAUGGCAAAUUCUUUAUUCUUCACUUAAAUUCGGUGAUCUUGAAAACAGAGGCACUAAUUGCUACAGCGAUACUUCUCUGCUUCGAAACAGAACAUGUUAAUCAGCUAAAAUAGAAUCUUUUGAUCACUUUGGUGUUACUAAUGGAACCAGUGCAAGUAUCGCGGAACUCCAAAUGCUUGAAAUGUUUUCUUAUUCGACUAAAGAAGAUUUAGACGUCAGCGGAUACCAGGCCUUUUUUUUGCGGAUAACUUGUACUGGCAUUUAUGAAUUUUCGAAAGCACUUGAUGCGGGUGGAUCGUCAAACCAAUGAAGUGGCUAUAGCUAUGGCGCUGUCCAAUCUCAACCUUCGUAUCUUAUCGAUUGUGCAUUUGACAAUCAAUUUUAACCUCGCAGGCGGAGUCACUCCUUCUUCAGAUGUUCUUGUGCUGAAUCUUGAACCAUCAAGAAGAACAUAGUUCGCACAAUUUUGGAAGCUAUUUUUGUCAGUCACGUUGUCUUCUUUGCUCUUCUCGAAAUCUGGGAUGUAUGCAUCCUUGCUCGAGGUAACGUGAGAAAUGUAAGUGUGUAUUUCGAUUCACAUGCUGUUGGCAUUGUGUGCUGACCCGGUUUGCUUGAAUUUAGUACAUGGCUUGUAUGGGAUAAUAAAUAACAUCAGAGACUGGGCGAAUAUUGCAGUGAACAUUACUAUCAUUAUUUGGCGAUAUUGUCGUCAGAAAUCACUUACACGCCUUGAAUUGCUCGAGCUCGAGACAUUUGACAAAUAUAUUAAGCCACUACCCCUUAUGAUUUGGGACCGAAUACUUAUGGGCCUCAAUCUUUUUAACGUAUUAUUGCUGACUGCGCGGGCGCUGAAAUAUUUUCAAGUGACCAAGGGGGGACGACGUCUAAUGAGGAGUGUUAACGGAGCGACGCCCGAAGUAAUGUCUUUCGUUCCAAUUUAUUCAUCAGUCAUUGUGGGUUAUUCGUUUGCUGGUCAUAUGCUGUACGGUUUAAACUUUACCGAGUGGGCGACCUUCCCACGGGCAUUUUUUCGUGUCUUCGAGCUCAACUUUGGACUUUAUCAUCCAGGCUUAAUAAAUCGGCAAGGCGGGAUCUUUAGCGCCAUAUUUAUCCACACGGGAAAUAUCGUCUUUUGUAUUUUUAUGCUAAAUAUCUUUAUGGCUAUUGUCAAGCCCACGUGAGGACGCCUUUACGAGCUAGAGUCAAAUCGGGCUAAAGAGCAAGAGCAAUUUUCCCGUACGUUAGGGUUCGCCGACAUAUUGUUUCUAAUGGCCAUGAAAGAAAGUCAUGUUGACGCUCUCAUUAACGUGGUAAUUCAACCAAAAGCUGACAGAUUUAUUACCAGGAAUAUUCUCUGUAAGGUAUGGGACAAACUUGACGAUGAUAAGGUACCCGAAUGGACUGUACGACGCGUUCUUGGAUGGUACUGGGACCGUGACGAUCUUGCUGGGGCUUGGUGCUUACUACACAAGCUUUACAUCCUUCCAUUCCGCAGCUGCUGUAUCUUAAGCUUUUCCACGGCGAACGCAAAAGCUGUCGGCUUUCUUUUCAAAAACGCAUGUUGCUGGCACUGCUACUCCGGAUUUUAAUUUCGAUGUGGAGGAAGAUUUCGAAGAUGUCGAAGUUGUUAAGUCGGCUCGAAUUCUUGAAACAAAUCUAGAAAGUAGUCACACAUCAAAAGUGUCAGUGUUGCUCCUGAUUCCGAUUCUUUUGAUUCUUCUUCUACGCCAUGGGUUGCCACAAAUACUGGCGGACACGCUAAAUUGGGCGUAGAUGGGUAAAGGUAAGCACAAGUUCAAAAUUCAAGGGGUCAAACGAGAUUAUUCGGUCAACAUUGACGUUACUUUUCCCCGUCGUGCAAACUAGAAGCGCGCAUGACUCACUUUAUGAUUGGCAAUGAACUCACAGCGAUACUCGACAGGAGUAUUGCUUUGAGCUGGACAGUAGCGGUGAUGUCUGUCGGUGGUACCUUCAAUGAUAGCUGUACUUUUUAUUCAGCGGCUUAUUGACGAUGCCAUGGACUAUAAUAUAAAGCCUGUUUCGAGCAUUCAGUAACGCCCGUACUUAAUGCAACUUGUUUUUUGUAGCACAUCGUUAAUAUUUUCAGCAGU